AUGCCGUCAUUCAUACCGCGACCCUUCUCCCAAGCUCUCAACAUCGGCACCGACAUCUGCUCCGUCCAGCGGGUCAACAAGAUACUACGCAGUCGUCAAGCGCAGGCUUUUAUCCGCAGAGUGCUCAGAGUAGAAGAGAUUGCGCAGAAUCGUCGCCUGUUGAGCGCCGUCGACCGUCUUCAGGAAUUGGAGCUGCUCAAUACGACGACGGCGGCCGAAAGGCCAGUCCACCCACCACCUAGUGCACAGCAUGAGCGAGGUGAAGGGGAGCGGCAGAGUCAGAGCACUGCGAAUAGCUCGAUAUGGGCUCAGGGCAAUCCCGCUGCCCGUACCCAGGGCGGGAAGGAAAAUGCAAGACUCGAGCCCGGGACGACACCGCCCUCAACGAGGCCGAGGCACGCCCGCGAUUUUCCAGAUGCGGUCCGGGCGGUGGAGCGGUGCGCGCAGUUCCUCGCUGGCAGGUUCGCGGCCAAAGAGGCGGCGAUGAAGGCGCACCACUCGCGCCGCCUCACCUACCACUCCAUCUGUAUCCUGAAGCCUCCGCCGAGGAGAGAUGUGCCCGGCAGCGUGCCGCCUAUUGCUGUCGUCCUGCCGGAGGAGGAAAGGGAGGACGAGAGCGAUGGCGGGCUGGGCCGGGCCGAGGAGGUGAGGAUCAGUAUCAGCCACGACGGGGGGUUUGCUGUUGCCAGCUGCCUGGCUCGCGAUGAGGGAGGUGAUGGAGAUCACCGCAUGAGGUGUUUUGCGGAGGCUUUUUCGAGGGGAGGCAGUGGCUGGAUAGUUGCAGAGACGGGCCAUGGAGAAGGAAUGGGUAAGAAAUGA
Drepanopeziza brunnea f. sp. 'multigermtubi' MB_m1 is the source of this 819-nucleotide messenger RNA. RefSeq lists its product as uncharacterized. Gene Ontology annotation, molecular function: holo-[acyl-carrier-protein] synthase activity; magnesium ion binding. NCBI's taxonomy places the organism in Eukaryota, Fungi, Ascomycota, Leotiomycetes, Helotiales, Drepanopezizaceae. The record is from RefSeq and is a predicted model, not a curated record.